Messenger RNA from Penaeus monodon (black tiger shrimp), 6178 nucleotides. It is a transcript of the gene Pi4KIIIalpha, whose product is annotated as phosphatidylinositol 4-kinase alpha-like. Gene Ontology annotation, molecular function: 1-phosphatidylinositol 4-kinase activity. Gene Ontology annotation, cellular component: cytoplasm; plasma membrane. The record is from RefSeq and is a predicted model, not a curated record. Gene Ontology annotation, biological process: phosphatidylinositol phosphate biosynthetic process; phosphatidylinositol-mediated signaling. Lineage: Eukaryota; Metazoa; Arthropoda; Malacostraca; Decapoda; Penaeidae.
AAAAAAUGGACUGAUUCGGAGGUAAUAGAAGGUUUGACACAGGAAGGAAAUAAGGAAAGAUGACCGUGGACGACCGGUCUUUCUUCAGCAAGUGUGUGGUCCAGCUGGCUCGCACUCUGGCUAAAAUAAAUCCGACGCCACAAGAUAAGGUUGAGAAGCUCUUAUCCCUGUGUCCAGGGGAAAGUCAUGGAGGAGUUUACCGUGUGGACCAACGAGGACAAGAUGCUGUGGUCGCGCUAGGAGUGUAUUUUCUUGAGUCGGGCCUGCAACAUGAGGCCUUAAUCCUCCAGUACCUUCUCCGACUGCUUCGAGCGCUCCCAAAGGCUGUAUGGCUGGACGAAAAGAAAAUUAACUUGACGGAUCGCAUACCAGUUGCUGAGCGUUUCAGCUUCUUGCUCACAACACUUCUGAGUGAUGUUGCAGCUCAAAGUGAGACUGUGCGUGAUGAGAUUAUCAACACACAAAUCGAAGUUUUGUCAACCCUGACAAAUGGCAUCAUCAGGAAUGUGCGAGAUGACCAGCUACGCUCAAGCAAUGCGAAAAUAUCCCUAUGCCGUGGAACAAUACCAGUUUUACUGGGCCUGGCUCGUGCCCUAGGCAGAUCUACAUCAGGAGACCCUCUGUUUCUACGCAUCUUCCCGGCUCCAACCAUCCCAACACCUGUGCCUGCGGAGACUACACAGAUGGCGAAGAAGAAAAGCUUCAGUAACUUUCGUCCCAUCAUUCCAAGGUCAUUGUCGUCCACCUUGCCCUCCUGUCCUGACGUGGUUUCACUCGUCAGUGUAGAUAGCGACCGGGACAUUGGUUUACGAGUCCCUGGAGGAGCCCCAAACAAACGUCCUUCGCUGCAGUCUCAGCAGUCUGUUCCCUAUGAUCCGAAGGUGUACUUCUUUCAGAAGUAUGGAUCCAGCUUUGGGGCAAGCUUACCUCAGGUUGCCCAGUAUGAUCACACAUUAAUUUUCCCAGUGCAGCAUCUACAGACUGUUCUAGCCAAUGCAAAGAAACUCCUGGCAAAGGAGGUACUGGCAGUACUUGAUGAGGUAUCACGUGAAGUUUUCAGCUCUGGCCAGAUCAAGAUGUUCCCAUAUAGGACUCUGCGAGAGACUAUUAACUUGGUCAUGGUAACACUUCUGAGGGAACUUCUGGCUUAUCAGAAAGACUUGCCGGUUCCAUUUACAAGAGAUGUCCAAGACUUUGUGAAGAGCCUCUACCUGUCUGGCCAGACUGAACUUGCAGGACAACAACAGGAAUCAGGAGAGAAGGAUGACCCUGCUGUGAAGACUCAAGCUGUUAACACAUUUAGGAUCAAUGUUCAGGCAAAUGCUGCUUGUGUUGAUCUGUUGGUAUGGGCUAUUGCUGAUGAGUCAGAGUCAGACCAGGGCUCAGAGCUCUCUUUCCUUCUGUCAGUUUUCACAAAUCAUCUCCAGAUGCAAGAUGUUGAUGGUAACACAGAUGCCGAGAGCCUCUGCAAUCGACUAACGGAAAAGCUUAACCUUCCUCAUGGCCAUCGAUUGGUUUUAGCUCACAUGCCACUCCUCCUGGUGUGCUUAGAGGGUUUGGGAAAGCUAGCAAACAAGUUUCCAAAUAUUGCCGGGACCAGCAUAAAUUACUUGCAGGACUUCCUUGUCAGUCCAUCGCCGAUUCUUCUCAAGCUACACCGUCAACAGUCUGAUUUCUUAACUCCUCAGCAAGGCAAUUUGACUGUCAAAGUAACUGGAGAUGGGGCAAACAGACCAGUCUCAGCCACAGCCACAGCCUUUGAGAGGCUGAGAGAUGCUGCCAUUGAGAACCUGUGUGUGGCUCUGAAGGCAGGCUUAACAGUGGACCCUAACACAGUACUGGCCUUCAUAUCUUCCAUAUCUGGAAGGGAAAAGGCUGGACAUGAUCGUCUUCCUGAAAGCGACAACAUUGUGAUCUCUCAUACUGUGGUAGUAGCGCUGGGACAUGUGGCAGUGGCUCUGAAAGACUCACCACGCACCACAGAGACCAUCCUGCACCAGUGCCUCCUCCAGCGCUUCUGUCGACCACCAUCUAUCCUUGACACUCUCAUUGUUGACCAGCUGGGGUGCAUGCUUCUAGCUAAGAAUGAUCCUAAAGUGUGCGAUGAGAUCAUGGAACAGUUCAGUAAGAUUAUCCUAGAGGCAAGCAGUGGGACCUAUGGUGUGGGUGCAGGCCAAGACCAGCGCAUGAAACAGUAUAGGCAUGUCGCUACUGCAGUUCACAAUGCUCUAGCAAAUAUUGCAGCAAAUAUUCAAGGUGAAGCUGAAAUGGACAAACUAGUAAUGCGACUUCUAGAACUGUUUGUGAAGCUGGGUUUGGCAGCCAAACAAAACUCAGAAAAACAUCCUGCAGUCUUGAAGGCAUCAAGUAGUGCAGGAAAUCUCGGUGUGCUCAUCCCUGUGAUUGCGGUGUUGGUCCGCCGUCUUCCACCAAUCAAAGAGCCAAAGCCUCGCCUGCUUAAGUUGUUCCGAGACUUCUGGCUUUUCUGCAUUGUGAUGGGCUUCACUCAGCAGGAAUCAGGGUUAUGGCCUGCUGAAUGGUACAUGGCUGUGUGUGAUAUUGCCGUCACAUCUCCUCAGUUACUCUCUCGAACCCAGCACCGCUCUGAAAUGAAGGAGCUCUAUUAUACUUAUGCAGUUCGUGAUGAGUCCGUGUCAGUGGGAGAAUUGGGUGAACUACGACAACAAAUCCUCAGUCUCCUGGAGCAUCCUACAGAUGUCACCCCAGUGGUCAACAAGUUAUCUUUCGCUCAGUGCAUUUAUGUGCUGUCUGUAUAUCGAGUAGAAGCUCUCAGAGUAAGAAGCUCUGCAGAGACAAGUUUUAUGCCAAUGUUUGAGUACCUGCUUGACCCAGCCAUCCAGAACGACAAAUGUGAUAUGUGGACUUGCAUCAACAGAGUGAGUGAGAAAGUAUUCAACAUAUUCCUUGAGCAAGUAAGUCACCAGCCUCGAGAUGAAAGGCAAGAAAAGCUCCUGGUGCUUCAUGCACAGUUUCUUCUAACACACUUCAACCACACCCAGGCACAAAUCAGGCGUGUGGCUGACAAGCUGCUGUCAAAACUUGUUGACAAGUUCCCACAGCUCCUAUGGAAUGGCAAUGUUCUGCGAACCCUCCUAGACAUUCUGCAGGUCCUGGGUUACUCUCUACAGCUAGACCCUAAUGAUGCUAACCCAACUAUUCCUAUUCCUGAUACACCUUUUAGCAUCACGCUUAUGGAUACUCUUGAGUAUAGGGAGAGAACUGUGAGCGAUUUUGCAGCACGUUGCCAAGGUAUCCUACAAGAGGCAAUGAAAUGGGCUCCAGAGGCAACUCGCUCCCACCUGCAGAAUUACCAGACACACAUUGACCAGUCCAAUCUAACAUCGCACUCUGGCUUGGCCCUUGCUACUCAGUCAGUCAUGCAGUAUGCGGGUCUUGGGACUCCUACACACAUAAGCCAUACUGCAACCAUGGACAAGCGCAACAAAGGUGUGACAGACCUCACCUCCUCCUUCAUGAAGUCAUUAAGCCUGAGAACACACUAUCAGGGUGAGAUAUCAGGGUUGCUUUUGAUGGUGAGAGACGAGAGUCAACGAGAACAGCUGAUUGCAAAGCUCCUUGGUGACAUCAAGGUGGCUUGUGAGAAGAAGAAGGAGGUAGACUUCAGACAGGGACUCUGGAGGGCAACUGGGCUCAUGAUUUUCUCAGAAGGCAUCAACCGCAGGCUACUUCGUCACAUUUGCUCUGCGUGUCUAGACAUGUUCACUGAAGAUGCCAUGGAAAACAGCGUGGCUUGCUGGCAGUGGAUACUUUCAGCUCGCCAUGACAUGACACUACCCUUUAUGCAGGAGAUGAUAACAGCUUGGCAGGUGAGUGUUGCUCGGCGCUUGGGCCUGUUCUCUCGUCAGAUUGAUGAAGUGAAUCCCCUUGCAGCUUAUGAAGGUUGUAAUCUUGAGCCUAAGGUGCCUCAAGUUGGCCCACAUGACAUAUGGAUAAAGUUCAUCAGUGAGCGAAUAGAAAUUGCAAAAUACGACAGUGAUGCCCAGGUGGCCAUGUUUGCAUGCAUGUUUCAUAGGACACUGCAUAUGACUGUUGGAAAUCCAGAUUCCAAGAUAAACCGCCACAUUGGUGCCAUUGGCACACGUUUUCGUUUGCUGUCGUGUGCUCUUGCCCUCAUUCAAGGUGAUACCAUCCCCAAGUCUCUCAGCAAAAAUGUUCUUCGCGAGCGUAUUUACUGUGCCUGCCUUGAUUAUUUCUGUGCUGCCCGAGGAUGCCCCACACAACGACCAGCCUGCCUCCAGGAAGAUAUCAAUGCUCUCCUAAACUUCUGGAAUGCUCUCCAUGCUGACAAGAAGUACCUGAAGACUAGUGUCAUUGGAGACUUCACCUCUUAUCAGUAUGGAGGGGGUGCCUCUCUCUCCCCAUCCAUGGCCUCAGACCUGAGAUCAACGUCAGGUGAGUUUGUUGUGAAUAAUGCUGGCUGGAUCAACACUGUCCCACUGUCAUCGAAUACGUCUACACUCUCCAAGAGAUCAAAUCGCAGCAAGAGAAUGGUUAAUCCUGAUGUCUAUGUUAAGGACUAUCUCAAGAAAAGGGCACUUAUCCUCUCCUUGCUGGCAGUGGAGAUUCAAGCCCUGAAGGUCUGGCUCCAACCUCCACAACCCACUGGCCAAGGAGGAGAAGUGACAACUCCACAAGAAGAAGCUCUAGUCAAGUGGUUGUCCGGUGGUUUUAACAGCCAGAAAGCCUGGAGUGGAAACACAAACCUUGCUUGGAGUAUUUCACCAGCACUAGCUGUUUAUUUGUCUACUAGAAUCCACAAUGUCCAAGGACUAGAUGCUGAGAUCAGCAACCUUGUCCGUGAAAACCCUAUAGCUGUUAGUCACCUUGGGGAAGCUCUGCAGUAUUUGGCCACUUCAGAAAACAUUCUUUCAGAUAUUCCAGAGCUAAACUACAUGUUGACAUGGGCUCCAGUGCCACCUGUCAAGGCACUAGCAUAUUUCUCAAGGCAGUAUCCACCUCACCCCCUGACUGCCCAGUAUGCUGUUAGAGUAUUGUCUAACUAUCCUGCAGACACCAUUCUGUUCUACAUCCCACAGCUGACACAAUCGCUGAGAUAUGAUACUAUGGGUUAUGUAGGUGAAUUCAUAAAAUAUGCAGGCAAGAAAUCACAGCUGUUGUGCCAUCAGCUGAUCUGGAACAUGCAAACUAACAAAUUCAGAGAUGAAGAAGGACAUGAGAAGGAUGCUGAUUUGUUUGAAGUGUUUGAGAAUUUGGAGAAGGCUUUGAUUGGCCAGUUUGCAGGGACGGCCAAGCAGUUUUAUGAGAGGGAGUUUGACUUCUUUGGGAAAGUCACUAACAUAUCGGCAAUCAUCAAACCAUAUCCAAAAGGUAUUGAGAGAAAGAAGGCAUGCUUAGAGGCACUCAAAGCAAUCAAAGUGGAGCCAGGAUGCUACCUGCCCUCUAAUCCUGAAUCAGUUAUCCUGGACAUUGAUCGAAACAGUGGAACACCAAUGCAGAGCGCUGCCAAAGCCCCAUAUUUGGCAAGAUUUAAGGUGCGCCGUUGUGGCAUCAAAGAGCUCGAGAAGCAAGGAAUGGCAGUCAGCUCUGGGCAAGAAGUUGACUCAAACAUUGGUCCUGAAGUUUGGCAAGCUGCUAUCUUUAAGGUAGGAGAUGAUGUACGACAAGACAUGCUGGCCCUUCAGGUAAUCUCCAUUUUCAAGAACAUCUUCCAGACAGUGGGACUGGACUUGUUCCUCUUCCCAUACCGUGUUGUGGCCACCUCCCCUGGGUGUGGUGUGAUUGAGUGUGUUCCCAAUGCUAAGUCUCGGGACCAGCUGGGCCGCAGCACAGAUACUGGGAUGUUUGAGUAUUUCAUCAGUGUGUAUGGGGAUGAAAAUUCUCAUGCUUUCCAACAAGCACGGUCCAACUUUGUUAAAUCCAUGGCAGCAUAUUCCCUGGUGGGCUUCUUGUUGCAGAUCAAGGACAGACACAAUGGCAAUAUCAUGUUGGAUACUGCAGGACACAUCAUUCAUAUUGAUUUUGGCUUCAUGUUUGAAAGUUCACCCGGUGGGAAUCUUGGAUUUGAGCCAGACAUCAAGCUGACUCAAGAGAUGGUGAUGAUCAUGGGCGGAAAAGUAGAAGCUGCACCUUUCCGCUGGUUCGUUGAGCUGUGCAUCAAGGGAUACUUGGCUGUCAG